AUGUCUCUUGCCACUCUCCGAGGCACUUCGCGUGCUCUCCGCACCCUGCCGAGAUGGGCGCCGCCGACGACGUCGGUAAUCCGUCUUCAGGCCGGUGCUCGCAGGGCCCAGUCAUCGUCGGCCGCCUCACUCGAAGGGCAGCAAAGUUUGUUGUCUGCUCAUCUGCGCGAGGCCGAUCCCGCCGUCUUCGAUAUCAUCGAGAAGGAGAAGAAGCGUCAAAAACAUUCCAUCAACCUCAUCCCCUCGGAAAACUUCACCUCCCAGGCCGUCCUCGAUGCCUUAGGCAGUGUUAUGCAAAACAAGUACUCGGAGGGGUAUCCAGGUGCCAGAUAUUAUGCCGGUAACGAGUUCAUUGACCAGUCCGAGCGACUGUGUCAACAACGAGCACUCGAGACCUUUGGUCUCAGCGAGAAGGAGUGGGGGGUCAACGUGCAGCCUCUCUCCGGCGCCCCAGCAAACCUAUACGUAUACUCGGCUGUCAUGAACACACACGACAGACUGAUGGGUUUGGACUUGCCCCACGGCGGCCACUUGUCGCACGGAUACCAGACACCCACCAAGAAGAUUUCAGCAAUCUCCAAGUACUUCGAGACCGUCCCCUACCGGCUAGACGAGAAAACCGGCCUGAUCGAUUACGAGAAGCUGGAUGAACUGGCCCAGAUAUACAGACCAAAGGUUAUCGUGGCAGGAACCAGUGCCUACAGCCGCUUCAUCGACUACAAGGCCAUGAGGGACACAGCUACCAAGGUCGGCGCAUAUCUGGUAGCAGACAUGGCUCAUAUCUCUGGCAUGGUCGCUGCCAAGGUUCUCCCAAGUCCCUUCAACUACGCCGACAUCGUAACAACUACUACGCACAAGAGUCUACGUGGCCCACGCGGUGCCAUGAUCUUCUACCGCAAGGGUGUGCGGUCUGUCAACAAGAAGAAGGAGGAGGUUAUGUACGACCUCGAGGGCCCGAUCAACGCCUCCGUGUUCCCCGGCCACCAAGGUGGGCCGCACAACCACACCAUCACGGCACUCUCGGUGGCCUUGAAGCAGGCUCAGGCGCCUGAAUUCCGCGCCUACCAGGAGCAAGUCCUCGCCAACGCUCAAGCAUUUGCCAAGCGCCUUAGUGAGCCGAAGAACAGCGGCGGUCUCGGAUACACCGUCGUCAGUGGUGGUACAGACAACCACCUUGUCUUGGUCGAUCUCAAGCCUCAGCAAGUCGAUGGUGCCAGAGUUGAGCGUGUCCUGGAACUUGUCGGCGUAGCCAGCAACAAGAACACCGUCCCAGGUGACAAGUCAGCCAUGGUCCCUGGUGGUCUGCGGAUGGGUACCCCUGCCAUGACUACCCGUGGCUUCAACCAGGAUGACUUUGUUCGUGUAGCUGACAUUGUCGACCGUGCCGUGACAAUUGCGGCCAGGGUUGACAAGGCUGCCCGCAAGGCUGCCGAGGAGAAGGGUGACAAGUACAAGCUCAAGUUCUUCUUUGACCACCUUGGUGGCGGUGAGGAUGACUCGGAGAUCGUCCAGUUGCGUUCCGAGGUUGCUGACUGGGUCGGAACCUACCCAUUGCCAUGGAUCCAGGAUGGCAAGGCAUAA
This is a messenger RNA of Truncatella angustata, 1581 nucleotides long. RefSeq names its product serine hydroxymethyltransferase-domain-containing protein. The record is from RefSeq and is a predicted model, not a curated record. The transcript is spliced from 4 exons. Gene Ontology annotation, cellular component: cytoplasm. NCBI's taxonomy places the organism in Eukaryota, Fungi, Ascomycota, Sordariomycetes, Amphisphaeriales, Sporocadaceae. Gene Ontology annotation, molecular function: zinc ion binding; glycine hydroxymethyltransferase activity; serine binding. Gene Ontology annotation, biological process: folic acid metabolic process; L-serine catabolic process; tetrahydrofolate interconversion. Bases 1 to 1581 code for a protein of 526 amino acids.